This is a messenger RNA of Ascochyta rabiei, 2691 nucleotides long. RefSeq lists its product as uncharacterized. The transcript has a single exon. Bases 1 to 2691 code for a protein of 896 amino acids. The record is from RefSeq and is a predicted model, not a curated record. Lineage: Eukaryota; Fungi; Ascomycota; Dothideomycetes; Pleosporales; Didymellaceae.
AUGGCUCAGAUUGCUCUGCCACGCCAUCAGCCCACACACUCGCAGUCGGCCGCUGUAGGCUCCCCGCUCUACCAACGUCGCCAGCAGUCCAACGCCGCCAUGGUCGAGAUGGUCCCCAAUCCAGACUUCUCCUUCCCCAUGCGAGCACCAGAAAAAGACGACGCCUCGCCGACCAAGCCUCGCCCAAAGUCAAUGCAGUAUCCAGCCGCCCGCCGCGGCUCCAUGCCGCAUGCCAGGCAGAAGUCGGUCAACGCCCUGCCUGCCUUCUCCUUCAACCCCGCAGGCAAUGCACCACCGCCCGCAGAGACGUCUCCCCAGACAUCGCCGCUCCUCCCGCCGACGACGCCUGCGAAGCCUGUCCACGGCCACCGACGAGGUGGGAGUGAGCUCAUUGGAGGCUCUGCUCGCACGGGCGCCACGUUGCUGAGCAGCAGCCCCACAAAGGAUGGUUCUCUCUCACCACCCACAACGACACUACAGCCAGGCCCGCCCACUGGCCGCCGUGGUCACGCCCAUCGCCGCUCCACCGCCAUCUCGUCGCACGACCUGUCGGCCAUUAUGAGCCCUCCGGCACCAACUCGUACAGGCAGCGCACCCAGCACCCCUGCCGACGACCUCAACGAGUUCAAGUUCGGCCAUUCGAUGAACAAGUCCAUGUCACAGCCCUGUCUGCGAAACAGCAGCUCCGACGACGAGUCGACACCACGCCCUCCCUCCAGGGCUCGUGUUGGCUUCUCCGACAGAGUAGAAUACAUCCGACCUCUCUCCACAAUCUCCUCGGAAACGGAAGCAUCGACACUCCGUGGACACUCGACUGCAAACAGUCUGUCGUCCAUUGUUGGCGGGAGCACCGUGAGCCCACCGUUUACACGCUCGGGUACACCAACAUUGAGCACAGUAGAGGAUGAGAGCCGACCUGGCACAGCCGGUGCUAUCUUGGACAAGAUCCUGAGCAAUCCUUUGAUCGACGACGUGCCUGACCGCAAACGACCCAUGUCUGCCGUUUCCUCCUCCUUACGUUCCCACUCCGCUGGAUCGAGCCCUACCUCGCCUGACAUGCCGACAAAGAAGCGAGGCUUCUUUCGCUUGGAGUCCAGAAACGGCGACAAGUCCACGCACCGCAGGCUGCCGACCAGUAUCUCCGACCCUGCCCUCACAACAACCUUCAACUCAUCUCCCCUGGGAUCACCCAUGGACGCUGAACCCGCUGAAGAUACAAAGUCAAAAUCGAAAAAGUCCAGCCAUAGGCCGCGGAAAGUCAAGUCCUGGGCAAACUCCAUCAUACCAAGGAAGGGGAAACACAGCAAGAAGUUGAAGCGAAGCGCACCUACACUGGAACAGCCCAACGCAGUGGUCGAAGACGAAGACACGGACUCUUCAGAAGAGCUAGAUUUCGAUUUCAGCCCAAACUUUGACGACGACACCUCAGUCACCAUUGUCUCGCCAACGGUGGACACAGCGCCAGGACCCAAAACCAACACUGACUUUGCGUCGUGGCAACCUCGACAGCUGAAACGGGUAGACUCGGAUGUCAUGAGCCCCAUUAUUGACAUGGAUGCAGCACUCGGCCCGUUCAAUACCCCUAACGGCGCGAACUCGAAGAACCAGCAGCGAGGGUUUUCGGCUCAUCGGAGGGCCAUGCACAGUGCGAGCGGCUUUACUCCGAAUCACCGCAGGACCGAAAGUGCCCCUGAAUUGGUCCCCUUCGAGUUCAGACCUUCCGUUGCCACCAGCACCUCGCCAAUGGCCGACGUAUUUGAAGAGGAAGAGCCUGAAGAGGAGAAGCCAGAGUCGAAGUUGGGAUCAAACCCCGCAUCCAUCGCCGAAGCGCCUGAGCAGGCUGACGAGCCAAAGAUCGAGGUUGUCGAAACGGAUAGCAGACAAGACGGACCGGCAAUCAACUGGAAUUUCAACGAUGGUCUUGGCUUGAAGCGUGCUGAGCCCAGACACUCCCCUAUCCCGGAAGAGCCUCUUUCUCCACAUGCUCUACCUCCGUUCAUUCCCAGCGCAAGCUGUUCUCAGGUCGAGGUUGUCGAAGACUACGAAGAACCUCGUACUUCUUCGCUCACGCAUUCUUCCGACUCUACAGUUACACCACGGUCGACGCUAGAUGAGCUCAAGGAUCACCACUCAACUAUGGCUGUCCCAACUCCGCUCGCGCAGCAAAGUCUCAUGACACCCAAUACUGUCACCUCGUCCUUUGGUUCACCGGAUUACCGAUCCAGUCAGGUUUCUUUCGACACUCCUCGCGUAGGCACUGCGGCUUCAUCCGUGACCGACUACCCAGCAAUGCCUUCACCACGUUUCGGAGAGCCUGGACCUGAGAUGCGCAUCUCAUCGGACGAUGUGCCAUCAUUGACUUCUUCGAGAUCGACAAUGACCAGCAACCUGCAGGGCACCUUCCCUCUUCCCGCUCCCCGCAGGCUUGGCGAUCGCUCCGCGUCGCUCUGCUCAGCUUCCAGUGAGGUUGAAUCCCGCCGUCGCAAGCGAUCUAGCAUCGCAAGUCUCUCCCGUUUGAUCAAUGGGUCAUAUGGCAGCGAGAGGAGUAAGCUCUCGAUUGAACAGCGCCCUCAGUCUGCCUACCUUGAACCCGUCGCCAAAGAUCCCAAAAAGAAGACUAGACGCUUGAGCAAGCUGAAAUUCUGGAAGUCAUCGAGAGACUCAGCUUCCUCCUCUUCGCACGCUCAAUAA